ACGAUCUUUUUCGUUCACUCGCAAUCCUGUCCACUUGGAAAGAGUGAAGAGGAGGUGGUGCCGAUCUAGGGACGAAGAGGUUCUCGAAGCGACAGUUCUUGUUCGCAAUUGUUGGGCUCAUCUCUCACUCGACCAGAGCUCCCGGUGGUGAGUAGGGACGUCCUUCAAUUAGAUGAUUUAAAGGGAAUACAUGUCUCAUAAUUCCCUACUGCUGCAGAAGAAACCUAAUUCAUCUCCCAGUUGAGUGUCGGUCCUCAAAAUGCGGGGAUUUGUUCUGUUCCUGUUAGCCUUCUGCUUGGUGAUUGCUCCCAGUUGGGCUCAAGCCGACACCGAGGAUCAAGAUGAAACUGGGACCAACACCAUCGAACUGGCCGAACUGGUCGAAGCCGCUCCACGAAGGACCUUAUCUAGGUUCACCAUUGGACACGAGGACAACUCAAUGUGUUGGGACAGGCCAGGCAAAGAUGGCUUCUUCAGUGUGGUGGAUGCCCAUAAUCACUUCCGUCCAUUCGGAGGUCCCUCGGUGCCGUUUGAUAUGUAUUUAGACUGGAUGAGAACACAUGGUCUGGUAUUCACUACAGUGUUCGGCAUUGGUCAAAAGAUUGUCAAAACCAACCCUAGCGACCCCGAUUGUUGCUAUUACCUCCAUUGUCCCACCUUUAAUUACACGGUGGUGCCAGAUCCUAUCAACGAUAUCGAGAACGCCCGCGAGGUCAUGGAGUACAUGAAGAAAGAAGAUCGAGAAAUGCACAUGACACUAUCAUAUACCUCACCCAAUUUGCAAAGGCCCGACAAUAUUACAUCCAUCAUGACCGCCUUGGAGCAAGAAUUCCCGGAUAUGUUCCAAUGGGCUGGAGAAAUCAACGUGUACAAGCACGCAUUGGCGGGAAAUGGAUUCUUCAACCAACCCCGAGUCACGGAACAGCAUGUUGACAGCGGAGUCUUGGAUCCGUUCUUCAAACAGAUGGAGGAAAAGCAGUGGCCUGUGACGUUGCAUUGCGAUCUGGGCUGUGAUAACUAUGACUCGAUUCCAUUGGUUCCACCAAAUCCUCUUCGAGGCUGUGAGGUUCCCGAUAUGGACGUGCGUCGCGCCAUGAACUCGGCCACCUGGUGGCAGGAGUUCUUAGGAAUGCAUUACUCGGCCUUUUUCGAAGAACGAAGUGGUCGUCCCAAACGCAAUUUCAGGAAGAUCCAACACGUUAAGGUGUGGGACAUUCUUCUUUCGCGCUACCCGGAUGCAAAGAUGGUCUGGGCUCAUAUGGGGCUCUCCAAGGAACUGAAGCGCCUCCAUCCUCUCGUCCACAUCCACAUUCUGAGGACUCUGUUUGACAAGCAUCCCAAUCUCUACACCGACGUCUCCUGGGACGUUCUGGCCAAACAAUUGCUCAUGAACUUCAACAAUGAACCGAUUGACCGCCUCUCUCACUACAACCAUGAAGACUUUGAAGCAGAUGCCGCGGCAUUCUUAUUCAAUCACACUCGCGUCAACGAGAUCCGAUCCAAGCUUCAUGAGAUUUUCGAGUCCAGAAAAGAAGCCCUCUAUGCCACCGGGAGUGGAAACGUCAUCUUGGGACCCACUCACGCCAUGGCGAUGUACCUGGAUCUGUUCCAAACCUACAACGACCGGUUCAUCACAGGCACCGACUUCGUCGCUUCAUACGGCCGUCCCGAAGAAUACCCUGGCCUCAAGGCCUUCAAAUUCCCAGCAUCUGGCUGCAUGAAAAACGAGGUUAGCCACGCUCGUCAACUCACGGACACUAGCUCAAUAAACAUGUUCUUGGACAACGAAUCCUUCCAAAAGAUUGUUCUUGGCGAGAACUACUUCAAGCUCAUCGGCAUCGACGACACCUAUGCGCCUCCUCCAAUCUGUGGCGACGAGCCUGAAGAAGGCGAAGGAUUGAGCACAGGAGUGCUCAUCGCUAUCAUCCUGAUCUCCCUCAUUUUGGUCCUCCUCCUCCUGGCUGUGGCGGUCUUCAUCUUCAAGAAGGCCAGGGAAUAAUAAUAAGAAGAAGACUUAUCUGCCCAUGCCACAAAAGGUGCUCGUUGUACAACUUUUCAUUAAUUAUACAGUACUAUGCGCUCUGUAAAUACUUUUAACAGAAACAGUAUCUUUGGAAAAUAUACACAAGUUAUUGCGUGA
Molecule: messenger RNA, 2140 nt
Organism: Tigriopus californicus
Lineage: Eukaryota; Metazoa; Arthropoda; Copepoda; Harpacticoida; Harpacticidae
Exons: 2
Coding region: 260-1999 (579 amino acids)
Source: RefSeq, a predicted model, not a curated record